CAUUUGUGGCUUUAAAAGCGUCGAAAUUGAGAAUUGUUGCUACAAUUUGAAUGAUUGCCUCCCAAACUAGUGACUGUGGACGCCAUGGUUUGGGAGGUGGUGACCCCCAAACAUCAGGGUGUGAAGGUUGACUCAGAGCCUCAAAGUGAACACACAGAAGUGAUGAUGGAUGCAGAUGAAGGCUUGCUCUGCUGCGAGGAACGCUUCUCCUCCUCGCCUAGCUUUCCCACUAGUGACAGUUACAUGGAAUACGAUGACCUCCCAGACCUGCAGGAGGUCCAGGAAGAGGUGGAGCAAACAGCACCACCAGUCUAUCAGGUAGAGGUGGGUGUGUCUCACCUUGAGCAAAGCUCCCACGCCCAGCCGCCUGACACUCACUGGCUGACGCAGCUGGCUCACAUCGCUACUGGACCCCAGAGCCCACUGCUGCAGGAGUCACCUCACAGCAGCUCCUCAUGCGUCUGCAUCUCCAGCACCAGCAGUAAUCUACAUUCCUACGCCCGGCCUCCUCUCUCUCCUCCCAGCAGCACAGCAUCGCCCCCCAGAGGUCAUGCUAGGGAGCGCCGACGCAGCAGGAAGAGCAGUGAAUGUGGUUCUGCUGUGUCGACGAGAUCCUCCUUGUCAGACGAUGAAGACAUGGGCUGGAGCUUCUCCUGGCCUCCUACAGUCUGGCACUGCUUCCUUAAAGGCACUCAGCUUCGCUUCCACAAUGGCUCUAAUGUGGAGUGGCAGGACAUCGAGGACUUGGACUCUGCUGAGGAUGAGGACUCUGGUGAUGAGCAGCGAUCCAGAUCUCUGAAGAGUUAUGGUUCUGAGGGUCUGCAGCUGGUGGAGCAUUCGGAGAUCGUGGUGUCGGGUCAGGCCAUCCUGCAACUGACGUUUGACCCCGGGGCGUUCGGACAGUCCCCUUUGACAGCCCGUUGCCAACUGGACCACCCUUUCUACGUGAAAAACAAAGGGUGGUCUUCAUUUUACCCAAGCCUGACCGUGGUGCAUCAUGGGAUACCGUGCUAUGAAAUGGAGGUGGGAGGUGUGUGCCUCCCUCCAGGACACAGAGAUGCCAAACACACUGACGACUCGCUGGUCUUUGACACGUUCAGGAGUUAUGACUUCACUCCUCUGGACUCCUCUGCCGUUUACGUGUUGAGCAGUAUGGCCAGACGGCGGCGCACCUCCCAGUCCAGUGGGGGAGCUGUUUCUCCAGACAGACACGCAUCACAAGAGGCCCACAGUCCUGGUCCCACCCACUCACCUCAUCAGAAGCUAACCAAAAACCAGCAGCAUGACAGCAAAGCAGGAAGUGCCACGCCCACUAAGUGCAAGCGACCAAUGAACGCCUUCAUGCUGUUUGCCAAGAAGUUCAGGGUGGAGUACACGCAGAUGUACCCUGGAAAAGACAACAGAGCCAUCAGCGUCCUCCUCGGUGAGCGGUGGAAGAAAAUGAGAAGUGAAGAGCGUCGAGCGUUCACCGUACAGGCCAAAGCCCUCGCAGACGAGCAGAAGAGACUCAAUCCAGACUGCUGGAAACGCAAACGAACCACCUCUGGUUGUCAAGGAAAUUAAGACUGCAGACGAGAAGAGCUAUUUUGUAAACAUCAAAUCAGCCUUAAUCUCCAAGAUUAUGCAGCAGCUCCUAAUACUCGCUUGUCUUUUUCUAGCUUUCCAAAGGUGCUAAAGUUACUUAUAAGAGAGGUAUAAAUCAGUUUCUUCUAUAGUUAGGCUGACAUAACGCUGGACACAUUUUAAUCAGACAAAAUAAAAGAUAACAACUCAGCCAGGUUGGGAGACCACAUGCCUGCAAUCACGAUUUCACAGAGGUGAUUUUACAGAUCUCACAGAAACCUAAGUGAUCAAACGUGACUUUAGAACAGAAAAGCAAAUAUAGGACAUUGUCAAGAAGAGAGGAAGAAUUUGGGUCAAAUCCAAAAUUGGGCCUAAAUCGUCUAGUGUGUAACCAGCAGUAACUUCAUUUUGAACCUGACAUUAAGGCUGUAGAGCAAGGCUGCGUCUCCCUCCAGGAAAACCAAAAACUCUGCGUUUAAUCCAUGACAGGAGCCCUCCUCCUUGAGUGAUUUUUCAAUAUGUGACAUUAAAAUAAGAGAGAUUCUGAUUGUUUUCAGUUUCUCAUCAUAUGCUUGAAACAGGUGGAAGUUGUGGUGCUGUAGCAUGUAGGAUAAUGUAGCUAAUUUCCCAAAAAUAUAUAUUAUAUAAAAAUACAUCAUAUUUUUGCCUGUAUUACUUGCAUUUGCACAGUGUAUUGCACAAAACUAGAAUAUUUAACUUGGCUUUCAUGUAAUUUAUCAUGUUUUAUUUAGUUAGUAGUCAUAUUUUAGUUUUAUUUGCUUCUAAUAGAAAUAUUAUCUUAAUUACAAAUAUAGAGCAGGUCAGCAAAGAAAAACGUAACUUCCGUGAAAGGCUUUUAUUUAAAAGAAAAUACAAGUGUUAAGUUUCCCUUUCAGUUGCUCCAGCUUUAAGCAGUUAUUCUGUUUUCCCCUUGACCUUUACUUAUUUUAUGCCUCUUACAUCAGAAAUUAAUUGAUAUUUAACUCCACAACAUACAGGAUAUUGUAGAGUAUGUCAAAGAAAACUGAUUAAAGCACACAGUAGGAUGACACAACUACUAGCAGAAAAUAUAUUACUUUAUAAAAGUGAACAUGUUAUUGCCUUUAAAUUUUAAUUUCUUAGUGUGCCAUAUUAAAUAUUUAGCAUUACAGUGCCUAUAAAAAGUAUUCACCCUCUUGAAUGUUUUAGCCUUUUAUCAAUCAUGGCCAAUACAGUUUGGCUUUUUGAGGUCUGUGCUUUGACUGAGCCACUCCAGAAC
Molecule: messenger RNA, 2821 nt
Organism: Cheilinus undulatus (humphead wrasse)
Lineage: Eukaryota; Metazoa; Chordata; Actinopteri; Labriformes; Labridae
Product: HMG box-containing protein 1-like
Exons: 13
Coding region: 85-1563 (492 amino acids)
Biological process (GO): regulation of transcription by RNA polymerase II
Cellular component (GO): nucleus
Molecular function (GO): DNA-binding transcription factor activity, RNA polymerase II-specific; protein binding; RNA binding
Source: RefSeq, a predicted model, not a curated record